AUUAUAUUUAGGUACACGCAAUAUGGGCAAGAAACUUUUAAUGUUCCGCAAGUUCAACCUCCUCCUCCUCCUCAAUUGACUAAAGGAGUUAAAGCAGCAGGUAUGAACCCAGCACCAGUAAAAACCGGUUUGGCUCAACCUCCGCAACCAGCGAAACGGGUUCAACCGGUAAAGCCUGUAAAACCAACGGAACCAAAGCUUGUACAACCAGCUAAACCAGCACAGCCUGUAAAACCACCUCAACCAGUAAAGCCUGUUGAACCCCCUCAACCAGUAAAGCCUGUUGAACCACCUCAACCAGUGCAGCCCGUUCAACCAGUGCAUCCAGCUCAACCAGUACAGCCUGUUGAACCACCUCAACCAGUACAGCCUGUGAAAAAACCUAAGCAUGCACCAAGACCGCCUUUGUCCCCGCAUCUUCCUCAUAGAAUGACAGUAUAUAAAAUGAGAGGAAACACAUAUAAUGGACAAGAUUUAGGGGAAUAUAAACCAAAUAUUGAAUAUGCCCAGCGUGGUACAACUCCUGGUAUUGUUUUUGGGGCUGAUAACAGGAUAUUGAAGAUUAUUCUACCAGAAGGAGCGGAGUACGUUCACCCGCAAACUGUCAUUGGUCAAGUGAACGAGCUAGUUGCAGUUUUGCAGGAGGGUGGGGGUAAAAAACACGGCAGUGGUCCCGAUUACCAGAUUCAACAGGUUAUGCUUCCUGGAUUAUUCGGUAUUGGAAAAGGAGGACCAAAGGAAGUAACAAUUAUGGGACCAAGAGAACAAAUAAUAAGAAUCAUGAGACAGAAAAGAUCUAAGGGUAUAACGCCAGGCAUUGUAACUUCAUCUGAUAAAACAAUACAAACCAUUAUACUUCCGAAAAAGAAUCCAGCAAAUCAAUAUUUCCAAGUUAAAGGACCUGAUGGCGAACUUGUAGAUAUAUUUCUCGGUGCAUCUGGAAGUACACCAAAGGUUAUAAGAGACAACUUAGGUCGAAUAAGUAAAGUAAUUCUUCCUGAAUUCACAGAACCUGGAACAAUAACAUUACAGCCACCUAACCUACAAACCAUACAUAUUUCUCCUGAGGAUAUAAAGAAUUUGUUUGGAUCUGAUAUCAGUGCUCAUCAGAUUCAGCAAGUUUUAAUGCAACGAACUGAAACGGGUCCGGGCCAACAGACAAUUUCAAUAGAUUCAGACAGCUCUGAUUCUUCAGCUCCUGAGCCAGUUGUACCUGCAGCAAAACCAGUUGAGCCCGUCCCUGAACCAGUAGAGCCUGCACCAGCUCCACUACCGGUGCCUCAACCAGCGAAGCCCUUACCAACACCAGAGCCCUCUAUCUCUGAAUCAAGCUCUGAAAGUUCUUCGAAAGAAACUUCGAUUAACAUCAUACAGGAGGGAGGUGGUAGCUCACCUGGCACUUCAAGUGGUCCUUCAAAUCAAAUUCAACAAAUUAUGUUAGAUUCUGGUUCAGGAUCUGAACCUGAAGCAGGGCACGAACAAACAAUUUCGAUAGGUUCAAAAAGUACUAGUUCUGUUCCUAAGCCCGUCGAAUCUACACCAAAGAACAAACAAAGCAUUUCAAUUCAUGGAAAAGACACCAAACCAUCUGGUAGUCAACCAGCUGAACCUACUCCAAUUCCAGCUCCUCUGCCCGUAGAAAAACCAGUUGAACCAGCACCUAAACCAGUAGAGCCCGCACCGACUCCAUCUCCUCUUCCUGUUGAACCAACACCGGCGUUAGAGCCAGUAAAGCCCUUACCAACACCAGAACCUGAACGGAGCAGUGAAAGUUCAACGAAACAAACUUCAAUCAACAUAAUGCAGGAGGGAGGAGGUAGCUCACCAGAUACUUCAAGUGGUCCUUCGAAUCAAAUCCAACAAAUUAUGUUAGAUUCUGGUUCAGGAUCUGAACCUGAAGCAACGCACGAACAAACAAUUUCGAUAGGUUCAAAAAGUACUAGUUCUGUUCCUAAGCCCGUCCAAUCUACACCAAAGAAUCCAAAGAAGAAACAAAGCAUUUCAAUUCAUGAAAAAGGCACCAAAUCUUCUGGUAGCAAACCAGUUGAACCUGCACCAAUUCCAUCUCCUCUACCAGCGGAAAAACCAGUUGAACCAGCACCUAAGCCAGUAGAGCCCGCACCGACUCCAUCUCCUCUUCCUGCUGAACCAUCACCGGCUCUAGAACCCGUAACGCCCUUACCAACACCAGAACCUGAACCGAGCAAUGAAAGUUCCACGAAACAAACUUCAAUCAACAUAAUGCAGGAAGGAGGAGGUAGCUCACCAGAUACUUCAAGUGGUCCUUCGAAUCAAAUUCAACAAGUUAUGUUGGAUUCUGGUUCAGGAUCUGAACCUGAAGCAACGCACGAACAAACAAUUUCGAUAGGUUCAAAAAGUACUAGUUCUGUUCCUAAGCCCGUCCAAUCUACACCAAAGAAUCCAAAGAAGAAACAAAGCAUUUCAAUUCAUGAAAAAGGCACCAAAUCUUCUGGUAGCAAACCAGUUGAACCUGCACCAAUUCCAGCUCCUCUACCAGCGGAAAAACCAGUUGAACCAGUACCUAAACCGAUAGAGCCCGCACCGACUCCAUCUCCUCUUCCUGUUGAACCAACACCAGCUCUAGAACCGGUAACGCCCUUACCAACACCAGAACCUGAACCGAGCAGUGAAAGUUCCACGAAACAAACUUCAAUUAACAUUAUGCAAGAAGGAGGAGGUAGCUCACCUGAUACUUCAAGUGGUCCUUCAAAUCAAAUUCAACAAGUUAUGUUAGAUUCUGGUUCAGGAUCUGAGCCUGAAGCAACGCAUGAGCAAACAAUUUCAAUAGGUUCGAAAACUACCUCUUCUGUUCCUCAGCCAAUUGAAUCCACACCAAAGAAGAAACAAAGCAUUUCAAUUCAUGAAAAAGAUACCGGUAGUCAACCAGUUGAACCUACACCAAUUCCAGCUCCAGAAAUUCCUCAACCUUUGACGCCAGUGCAGCCGGAAACCGUGUCCUACACUACUGGUGCGCUGGGUGGAGGAUUAAUACCACCUGUGAACCAAGGUUCCUUAUCCCCAGUUCCACAACCACUUGAACCCUCUCCGAUUCCUGAGCCAAUUCCAACUCCAGUACAACCACUUAUUGAGCCAGUUUCAUCGCCAGAAGAUUCCUCAAGUUCUUCUGAAGAAGGUUCCAUUAACAUUGUCCAAGAUGGUGGGGGAAGCGACCGAGAUGAUUCUAGUUCUCCCACAAACCAAAUCCAGCAAAUAAUGAUGUCUGAUUCGGAACCAGGGCAGUCUAAAAAUCAAAUAAUAAGUAUUGAUGAUCAAACGGCUACACCCACUAAUAAUUUAAUCAAAGAGUCACCUUUACCUGAACAAGAUAUUACACCAGUUCCUGAACCAGUCCCUGAGCCAUUACCAAAACCUCACCAUCAUCACCACCACCACCACCAUCACCACAAAAGGCAUGGUAUAAACAUUGUACAGAGAGGAGGUGGUCACAAACAUCGUAAUUCCAGAACACAAAUCCAACAAGUUAUGUUGCCUGGUGACUCAGAUUCAGAAUCUGACAUAGAUUAUGAAAAACCGCGCCAACAGAUAAUAUCGUUGCACAUGGGUAAAGGGCCACAAACAGCACCAAUCCCAGAUAUUCAACAAAUUGGACCUACACCUGCUCCAAUUCCAUCUCUAGCACCAGUUGAACCAACACCUGCUCCUGCUCCUCUACCAGUUAUAUCUGCACCUAACGUAGAAGAACCCAUAGAAGCUCCAGCUGUAGAACCAAUUGAACCUAUACCGACUCCAGAACCUAUUGAGCCAGAGGUGCCAGUAUCAACUCCACAACCAAGUAAGGAAAGUUCUACAAAAGAUACAUCAAUUAACAUAAUGCAGAAGGGAGGAAGUAGUUCACCUGGACCUUCCAGUGCUCCAAAAAAUCAAAUUCAACAGAUCAUGUUGUCUGAAGACUCUAAACCUUCUAAAGAAGAGUCUAAACCAGAGAAACCAAAGGAGCCUGAACAAGUGGUUAAACCAGCAGAGCCUUUACCUGAAUUAUCACCUGAACCUACGGAAAAAGAAAAGAAGUCGUCCAAGAAAACUUCAAUCAAUAUAAUGCAGGAAGGUACUGAUGAUAAGCCUGGUGAAAAAGCACCUAAAAAUCAAAUUCAACAGGUUAUGCAGACUGAAGAUUCUAAAUCCAAACCUUCGGAACAAAAAAUAGACAUUUCAUCAGAUUCCACACCAGAUUCUCCAGUUCCCGAGUCAACGCCAGUCCCAGCUCCAGAACUAGAGCCAAUUCCUACUCCACAGCCAGAACCACUUCCUGCUCCACAGCCAGAACCACUUCCUGCUCCACAGCCAGAACCAUUGCCUUCGCUACAACCAGAACCUAUUGAGCCAGAGGUGCCAGUAUCAACUCCACAACCAAGUAAAGAAAGUUCUACAAAAGACACAUCAAUUAACAUAAUGCAGAAGGGAGGAAGUAGUUCACCUGGACCUUCCAGUGCUCCAAAAAAUCAAAUUCAACAGAUCAUGUUGUCUGAAGACUCUAAACCUUCUAAAGAAGAGUCUAAACCAGAGAAACCGAAGGAGCCUGAUCAAAUUGUUAAACCAGCUGAGCCCGUGCCAGAAUUAUCACCAGAACCUAAGAAAAAAGAAAAGAAACCGUCUAAGAAAACUUCCAUCAAUAUUAUGCAGAAAGGAUCUGAUGAUAAGCCUGGUGAAAAAGCACCUAAAAAUCAAAUUCAACAGGUUAUGCAGACUGAAGAUUCUAAAUCCAAACCUUCGGAACAAAAAAUAGACAUUUCAUCAGAUUCCACACCAGAUUCUCCAGUUCCUGAGCCAACGCCAGUCCCAGUUCCAGAACUAGAGCCACUUCCCGCUCCACAGCCAGAGCCACUUCCCGCUCCACAGCCAGAACCACUUCCUGUUCCACAGCCAGAGCCUCUUCCUGCUCCUCAGCCAGAACCGCUUCCAGCUCCAAAACCCUUGGAGUCGUCUCCCGAAAGCAAAAAAACAACUGAAGAAAAAUCUAUUAAUAUAGUGCAGGAAGGGACUGGCAGCCAACCGGGAGGUAAAGCACCGAAAAAUCAAAUUCAGCAAAUAAUGGUGUCAUCAAGUUCCAAACCUUCCAAGGAAGUAAAAUCUAAGUCAGAACAACCUUCAGAACCAAUUCCGCUUCCGCAACCUGCUAUUCCAUCAAUCGCACCCGAGCCAGCUCAAGUAGAACCCAUUCCAACUCCGAAACUUGACGAACCGCCUCCAAAAGACAAAACAUCAUCGAAGAAAACUUCUAUUAAUAUAAUGCAAGAAAGAACUGGUAGCAAACCGGGUGAUAAAGCACCUAAAAACCAAAUUCAACAGGUAAUGAUAUCAUCAGAUUCAAAACCAGCUAAGGAUGCAGAACCAACUCCGCUUCCCCAACCUGCUGCACCACAGCCAGUUGAACAAGUUCCUGAACCCGCACUUACUACUGGAGUAAAAGCAACUGGAUUAGUACCACCUACACAAGAAGGGUCAGCUGCACCACCUCCACUUCGGUCUGGAGAUCGAUUAAUUGCACCCGAUGAGGAAUCAUAUACUCGAUUCCGGUAUCCCCAAAGGCAUAUGGGAUAUCAGAUAGAGCCUCAGAUGGAAUAUCUUCCUGUGCAAAUAUCCCCUGGAUACGAGAAUAUGGGAUAUAGUCCUUAUCAAGGUUUAGGACUUUCUCAAAUCGAAAAUGUCUUCAAUGCUAUUUUACGAGAUAGUAAAUCAACCAUACCGUCAAUAAUUAGAAUACUUUUGAAAGCGAAGGGUACUGCUCCCCAGACAAUUGAUUUAAGGGUCAUAGUGAAUGAGCUGCAAUCCAUUUUCUCUGAUUUGCAAAUGGAUCAUUUCUAUCUCAGCCGACCUGAGCUGUUCAUGGAACUUAUAAUGCAAACUUUGAUAUCUGCCUUUGAAAUAAUUAGAGUUGCUGACUACCAAUGUAUAAGAAAUCCCCCAGCAUUAGGAAAUACUUUCAAAUAUAUCAAUGCGUUCAAUGACAUAUUGUUUUGAUCAACCUAUUUCAGAAGAAGCAAAUAAAAGACAAUGUGAGAGUAAAGAACCAAUAGUAAAAGAAAACAAUUAAACAUCAAUUUCCUUAUGCUAAAGUAUGCUUUGGUCAGUUAUUCUACAGUUUUUAGGUUCUGAUGACCAUCCCCUCAUUAUAAUAUUCUCUUCUACGAAAUAGUAUUGCUUGCAGGCUACAAUGAUUCAAAUUCGAUUAUUUCUUUUACGCAAUAGUAUUGUUGGUAUGCUGUAAUUAUUUAAAUUCAGUUAGAUCUUUGUGUAAGAUUAAUUGAAAAUGAUAAAAUAAAUGUUUUAUUUAAA
Messenger RNA from Parasteatoda tepidariorum (common house spider), 6315 nucleotides. The record is from RefSeq and is a predicted model, not a curated record. Lineage: Eukaryota; Metazoa; Arthropoda; Arachnida; Araneae; Theridiidae.